AUGCGAAAGAGCCUGGACCUUGGAGAAGAUGGCGGGGUCGUAAUAUUCGAUAGCAAUGCCACUCCCGGGUUAGAUCUCGACGAAGACUCAAGAGAUGCGCCGGCUGACUCUCGGCCCCUGGCCAAAAUCUGCGCCUUAUCGAGGAAACACAAUGAUAUGAUCGGUCCUCAAGAUCAGCCGAAUUCCUUGCCGAUAACUCAAAUGGAUCGGGGAUUCCUAAAGCGUCUGUUACGCAGGUUUAGCAAAGGCGCCAUCUGGUAUUUCCAUGAAGAUGGAUCUGUCUUUUCAUCGGAUGAUGAUGAUGCAAGCAACUCAGAAAGCGAAGGCGAUGAUCUAAACCCCUAUUCCCAGAGUCCCAGCAUGUCCCAGCCACAACUCCAGGGUGUAUUACGGGAAAGCGAUCUUCGAACUUUGAGGAAAUACUUCCCUGAUGCUACUCGUAUCGUAUUUACGCCUUUGUGGGAUUCAGUCAAGUCACAGUGGUUUGGUGGCUGCUUUUGCUGGAGCUCGGCUGAAACUCGCAUCUUCAGUGCUCACGUCGAGCUAGGUGGUGUUCUCGGAUUUGGUUCUUCACUGAUGGUGGAGCAUAGUCGUAUCCAAAGUCAAGAAUCGGACAAGAAGAAGGCAGAUUUUAUCAGCAACAUCUCGUGGGUUAUUUCCAGGGACCUUUCUUCUCGAUGCCCUGCCAAGGAUGUUGCGUUGAAACAUGAGCUUCGAAGUCCGCUACACGGAAUUCUAGCUGCGAGCGAAUUCCUUGCUGAACAAGUCGGUUCCGAGCUCCCCAAGUCCCUCCUUGAUACCAUUCGUGCCUGCAGUCAAACACUUCUGGAUACGUUCGAGCAGAUUUUGGAUUUCACGAAGAUCAACUCGUUUCAAAAGAAGCGACGACACCACACUCUUCGCUUAUAUGAGGACCGGGGUGUGGCAAAAUCAUAUGCAUUGCCUGAGUCUCUACACAUUCUAAAGAAUACCAACAUUGUGGCAGUCAUUGAAGAGGUUAUCGAAAGUAUUGCUUUUGGGGCAACCCACUACAAAGGAGGACUUUUUGACGAUUCAAACUCUGCUCCUAUCAAGCACGUCGAUGUCUCCAUUGACGUGGCCCCUGGUGACUGGCUCUUUGUCUUAGACCGAGGGGCUUUGCGGCGUAUAGUCAUGAACAUAUUCAACAACGCGCUCAAGUACACCCAGGAGGGAUCCGUUUCUGUCCGUCUUGAGAUUCAAAAGGGCCCCGUGAACUCGAAAAUUGACCACUCCAACGCGCUUCUUUUGACGGUCUCAGACACUGGAAGGGGCAUUUCAAGCGAAUACCUCCGCUCCGACCUCUUUACUCCUUUUUCGCAAGAGGACCCUUUAGCACCGGGCACUGGACUCGGGAUGUCUAUCGUUCAAAAUAUCCUCCGAUACCUUGGUGGCAACAUCAAAAUCAAGAGCCAACUGGGCAUAGGAACCACUGCCGAGAUUUCAAUACCGCUCACAUGCCCCAGAAGUGAACGUGAAAAGGAUUAUAGUAUUACUCAAGAGCCUUCUAUUCAGUCCACGUUCGAUGACCUUCAGUCUCUGAAACGUGAGAUCAAAGGAAAGGCAGUAUCCUUUCUUCCCUUUGAGGACACUUCAUCGAAAGUUCUUCCUUCCACCCGCGCCAUCACAAACUACUUGACAGAAUGGUAUGGUGUAGAACUUCAACCUUGGACCCCGAACGUCCACGUAGAUCUCAUUGUCAUGGAUGAAACCCAAAUUCCGCGCAUGCAUUCAGCACCAUUACCUAAAGUUCUAGUUCUAUGUCGGAAUGCGCAUCCAUCGCAGGCUAUCAUCCAGAACUUGGAACUACUAUGCGAGCGUGUCGAAUUGCUGCAUCUUCCGUGUGGACCCCAUAAACUAGCACGGGCAAUCCAACAUUGUCUACAAGGAACACCAGUCAAAUCAUCUUCACAAGUCUUUGAUGAAAAGCCCCAAAAUGAUUGCCCAGAAUUUGGUGAUCAACAAACCAGCCCAGUCCUACCUCUGGCGACUGCUACACUGCCACUCGCGACCCAAAUCCAACCGAACACGAACACCGAAACACUCUCCUCUCUCUCCACCUCUCUCGGGACGAAUCUUACGCAGCCACAAAGCCAACCACUUCCAGAAACCAAAGACCUUUUGGUUGACAGGACGGUUCAAACUAUCGACGGAUCUGAAGGGCUUCGCAUUCUUCUAGUUGAAGACAACCCCAUCAACAUGGCGCUACUUCAGAAGCUAGUCGCUCGGCGUCAUCCAAGUAUCUUUGAUACCGCUGUAGACGGUCAAAAAGCCGUUGAAGCAGUCAAGAAAAUGCCCGAGGGGUACCACCUCAUAUUCAUGGACAUGUCAAUGCCCGUGAUGGAUGGCUUCGAAGCCACAGAGGCGAUUCGGGCCCUCGAGUUGGAACGACAAUCCGUAUCACCAGCCAGGAUCAUUGCCUUGACAGGUCUGGGCUCGGAUGAACAUGUGAUGAAGGCAUAUGCUGCAGGCGUUGACAUGUUCGUCACAAAGCCUGUUUCGUUUAAAGAAAUUGCUCGACUGAUCGAUGAUGUGAAGAAUCACGUUCCUUGGACAGACCAACAGUCACUGUGA
Molecule: messenger RNA, 2592 nt
Organism: Penicillium digitatum Pd1
Lineage: Eukaryota; Fungi; Ascomycota; Eurotiomycetes; Eurotiales; Aspergillaceae
Source: RefSeq, a predicted model, not a curated record